Molecule: messenger RNA, 915 nt
Organism: Rodentolepis nana
Lineage: Eukaryota; Metazoa; Platyhelminthes; Cestoda; Cyclophyllidea; Hymenolepididae
Source: the annotation of a GenBank genome assembly
AUGUCGUGUUUGCUCAUCAAACGAGGCAGGACUUUCCGAGCCUGCCUCCCUUUCAUCAUUGCUUCCCUCUUCUGCCACUGGAUACAAAGGACUUCCCGUUACAAUCAUCUUGUUAAUAUUCUCGAAGUUUUGACAUCUUCGCAUUUGUGGAAGACCAGAUUUCUCUUCCUCUUCAAUCGUCCCGAGUUCUUCACCCUCCACUUCCGAGAACUCAAUACUUUCAUCAUCUUCGUCAUCACAUCCAGCUAUUAUUCGAACACUUUCAUCGUCUAAUGGGCUAGCUUGGCCCCAAUUAGCAAUUGCAUACGCUUGAAAAUCAAUUCCCGGAGUUGGAGUAGUACCAUCCAGAAAUAUUUCUUGAGGCUCAUUGACUUGUACACGUCGCAAACACCCCCAGCCUUCUUCAAUAACUGGAUCAAUGUGAUAAACACAACUAAUCGGACUAAUAUCUUCGUAUUGGGUGGAUAUCAUUAUUUCGUUUGGCACCUGUUGGUGAAGAACGCGUUUUGGCUCACUGCGUUCUUCUAAUUGUAGAUAGGAAAAAUUAUCAUACAAAAUAUUCUUUUUCUUUUUUAAACCUUCAAGAGAAAGAUGUCGAGAUAAAAGUCUAUUCACUGAGCGUUUUGGCAGCUGGGAAUCGGAGGUGGUUGUGGUUGUGAGUAUAGAAGUGCUUGAAAAACUGUGAUGUAUUUCAGCAAGCUCUUCCUCAGCUUCUUCUGAGAUUGGUCCAAAAGGUGGGUCAUCAAUUUGAAAAACGUCUUCCACUUCUUCUCCUCCUUCUUUACGCUCAAAAUGUUCAUUUACUUUAUCAGGAUCAAUUGUAUUUGGGUCAUAGUAAGACCAGGGAUCACUGUAGUAAGCAGCCAUCAUUUCAUCAGUGAAAGAAGAACCGAAGGCGUAGUCAGGAGCGGUUAG